AUGGAAACAACUAUAUCGAAUAAUAAUCAAUCACAAUUGAUUAAAGAAGAAACAGAAAAAAUUCAUUUACAAAUUUUAUUCGAAUUACAGCGAUUUAAAAAUGAAGUAAAUCAACAUUUUGAUUCAAUGAAAAAUAAUUUAAAUUUACGAGAAAAGAAAUCUUCAACAAUAUUAACUACUAAAUCAUUUAGUUCAUCAUAUCGUGAAAUAACUGAAUCUCGUAUAUUUAUUUCUCGAAAUUCACUUUUAACAGAUUUAUUUCAAAUAUCACAUAUUCGAGGUUUACGAAGUGUUUUAAUUGCUAUAUUAAUUAUACUUGUUAUACAAGUAACAAUUAAUGAUAUUAUAGAAGAUGGAAGAAUUAAUUUAGAUUUUGGUUUAAUCUUUAAAUGUUUUGCUGAUUUACAUGUUGCACUUUUUAUAUGGUUAAUUAUGCAAUUAUCUACAGCAAUUAUUGUUUUUAUGGGAUUUUAUUCUUGGACUAAAAAUCGAUGCAAUCAUAACAAAGAUUUAAAAUUUUACGAUACAAUAUGGCUACUUAUGUAUUUAACUUAUAUCGUCUUAUUUUUGGUCUUACCAUGUCGUCAAAUUAUGAAACAUCAAUUAGGAUUUGCUUCUGCAUUAAUCGUUUUAUUUGAACAACUUCGACAAUUAAUGAAAACUCAUGCAUUUAUUCGUGAAAAUGUUGAAAAAGUUCUUUUAUCAGUCGAAUCGAAAAUAAAUGAUGAAAAAUUUCAUUAUCCAAAUUUUUCUUAUUAUUUAUAUUUUUUAUUUGCACCAACAUUAAUUUAUCGUGAUCAAUAUCCACGUAAUACAAUAAUUCGAUGGAAUUUUGUUUUACAAAUGUUUGGAGAAUUUAUUGCAUCUAUGCUUUAUAUUUAUUAUGUUGUUGUUCGUUUUUGUAUACCAACAUAUGCAAAUUUAAAACAUACAGAAAUAACAUUACCAAUGUUUAUAUCAGUUUUAUUUGAUUCAAUUAUGCCUGGAAGUCUUUUUUUUUUAUUAAGUUUUUAUGGUUUUUCACAUUGUUGGCUUAAUGCAUUUGCAGAAAUGCUUAGAUUUGCUGAUCGAAUGUUUUAUAAUGAUUGGUGGAAUUCAACAACAUUUGCAGCUUAUUAUCGAACAUGGAAUGUUGUUUUACAUGAUUGGUUUUAUACAUAUGUUUAUAAAGAAAUUUAUGUUUUAACCGGUCAAAAAAAUCGUUCUAUUCCUGCUAUUUGUGUUGUACUUUUAUCAGCUAUAUUUCAUGAAUAUGUUCUGGUAUUUUCACUUGGAUUUUUUUAUCCAGUGAUGUUUUUACUUUUUGGAGUUGUUGGAUUGGCUUUUCAACUUUUCCUACCACGACAGAAAGGUGCAAUGUAUAAUAUACUUAUUUGGUUGUUACUUCUAAUUGGUGUUAGUCUUCAAUCAUGUCUCUAUUUUAUGGAAACUUAUGCAAGAAAAUCAUGUCCACCUAAUAAUACAUUUUGGGAUAAAUUAAUACCUCGAUCAUUUGUUUGUCGUAUGUCAUUACCAUCAAGCAAACAUUUAAAAAUAGACUUAUAA
Rotaria sp. Silwood1 is the source of this 1545-nucleotide messenger RNA. The record is from the annotation of a GenBank genome assembly. Lineage: Eukaryota; Metazoa; Rotifera; Eurotatoria; Philodinida; Philodinidae.